AUGCGCAGCAAUGCCCUCACGAAACUCAAGGCAGCAUUACCCCGCCGUGUGAUGGAGAUGCGGAUACAGGAAGCUGGGGACAUCAUGGUUCUCUUGCGUCUCUCUUUCGCCGCAGUUCUGCUUGCGGUCGCAAUCGCGACACCAACGGAGCGGGCGGCCCUCAUUGUCCAUGAACAUAGAGCGAAACCAGCGAAAGGCUUCACGAGUGUUGGCCCAGCCCCAUCCAACGAAGAACUCACUCUCCGGAUCGCACUCAAACCCAACAACAUCGCUGGCUUGGAGAGUGAACUCUACGCCGUGUCAACUCCCGGCAGCUCGCGUUAUGGCCAACACCUCACACCAGAACAGGUAGCUGAAUUCGUCAAACCCCCAGCCGACGCGCUCUCUGCUGUCAACGCGUGGCUGAAUACCAACAAGAUCGUCGCGAAACCCAUUUCACCCGCAGGUGAUAUUUUGGAAUUCAAAGUCCCCGUAUCCCAGGCCAACUCGCUCAUCAACGCGCAAUUCACGACAUUCACUCAUCCUGACAGCGAGGAGCCUAGCAUCCGCACCCUGCAAUACUCGCUGCCCGCCGACUUGUCUCCUCUGGUCUCAUAUGUCCACCCAACAACCAGUUUCUCGAACCCAUUUGCCAUUCCCAAGACGAAGGCUGUUCCCCAAAAGAACAAGCGCGACAUCGACCCUUCGUGCGCUGACAUCACGACCAUUUCAUGCGUGCUCGGCGAGUAUGGCAUUCCAACCACGCCAGCCACACAGAAGAAUAACAUCCUCGGCGUCUCUGGAUAUAUUAACCAGUUUGCCAACUUCCUUGACCUCAAGGAUUUUUUGACUGAAUUCCGUCCAGACAUUCCUCCAACAACCAAAUUCGAUGUGGAGCUUCUCGACGGGGGCUCGAACACACAAUUGAGAUCUUUUGCGGGGGCUGAAGCGAGUCUUGAUAUUCAAUACACUGUUGGACUCGCUACCGGCGUUCCUGUCAGAUUUAUCUCGGUCGGGCCGUUGAACAACGAUGAGGCUGGAGGGUUCUUGGAUCAAAUCAAUGCUUUGAUCAGCGACAAUUCACGGCCAACUGUGCUCACAACCUCCUAUGGCUUCAACGAGGAUGAUCUAAGCUUCCCUGUUGCUGAUGGGCUAUGCAACGCUUAUAUGCAGCUUGGCGCCCUCGGAACGUCGAUACUGUUCUCGUCUGGCGAUGGAGGCGUCGCAGGAAAUGAAUUCGACUGCACUACAUUUGUGCCCACUGCUCCUUCAGGCUGUCCCUGGGUCACCUCUGUCGGCUCUUCGCAGACGAUCCUCGAAAAUUUCACCAAGAACAACUUUUCUGAGAUUGCUGCUGCGUUCUCUUCUGGUGGCUUUUCCAACUACUUCCCGGUCCCCGAAUACCAAAAGAACGACGUUGAUACGUAUGUUGCGAGUCUGAACGGUCAAUACAGCGGUUUGUUCAAUGCCACUGGACGCGGAUUCCCUGAUGUCUCUGCUGAGGGCGUUAACUUCCUCAUCAUCUCCGGCAACUUUAGUGGCCUUGUCAGCGGCACCUCUGCAUCGUCGCCCGUCUUUGCGUCGGUCAUUUCCCUGCUCAACGACGAGCUUAUCAGCGCUGGCAAGAGCCCACUCGGGUUCCUCAACCCUUUGCUAUAUAGUCCUGCUGGUCGCGCAGCACUGAAUGAUGUCAAAGAAGGCAAAAACCCCGGAUGCGGAACUAGGUUUUGGAUUCAACGCGACUGCUGGCUGGGAUCCAGUCACGGGGCUAGGCUCACCGAACUUCGCGAAGCUGAGGGCGGCUCUCGGUCUCGCAUAACUAUUGAUGUUGUAGAUGAAGGAAAUAGCAUGGCUCACGAUUUUGAAGAUGAAGAAAAUAGCAUUCCCCGAUUCCCGUUCUUCACAGACAAUAUGAUGGAGGAAGAGACUACUUUGAACCUGCAAUUGGCCGGAAAGACUUCGCCACCAUGGCCGCGGCCACUGGUCCGGUACGGGCCGAAUGACGACGUGACAUCACUUGACCCUCCGACACUCUUCCGGUACCACAACCACACCAAAGAGAUGCGCGUCGUACCCACCGCACCCCACGCGAUCAUAGGCGGACCGCUGGAGCCAGCGUCGAUGACCACUUUCACUAGCAACCCCAACGAAAAAGUAUGGCAACCUACGAAAACAAUGAUCCAAGCAUUGCUCAUAGCUCUUGCGUCUGUAGCUAUUGCGACGGCGCAGACGUGUGCUCUUCCCUCGAGCUACAAGUGGAACUCGACUGCUGCUCUUGCGACGCCAAAAUCAGGCUGGGUGUCGCUCAAAGACUUUAGCCAUGUACCAUUCAACGGCCAGCAUCUCGUUUAUGGCACCAGCCACGACACCGGCUCGACAUGGGGCUCUAUGGGCUUCAGCACAUUCAGCGAUUGGAGCCAGAUGGCAUCUGCUACUCAGACCGGCAUGUCUUCAGGCUCAGUUGCGCCGACGCUGUUCCUCUUCGCCCCGAAAAACAUCUGGAUCCUUGCUCACCAAUGGGGUCCGACCACAUUCUCUUACCGCACAUCCAGCAACCCUACCAGCGUCAACGGCUGGUCAGGCGAUAGCACUCUCUUCACUGGGUCCAUCUCUGGCAGCGGCACUGGCCCGAUUGACCAGACGCUGAUUGGAGACAGCUCCAACAUGUACCUGUUCUUCGCUGGCGACAAUGGCAGCAUCUACCGUGCCAGCAUGCCCAUUGGCAACUUCCCCGGUAGCUUUGGCUCGUCGUUCACCACAGUCAUGAGCGGCGCCACCAACGACCUCUUCGAGGCCGUCCAGGUCUACAAGCUCAAGGGCCAGACCAAGUGGCUGAUGAUCGUCGAGUCUAUCGGCGCCAACGGGCGCUACUUCCGCUCCUUCACCGCCACCAGUCUCAGCGGCUCAUGGACAGCGGACAAGACGAGCGAGAGUAACCCAUUUGCGGGCAAGGCGAACAGCGGCGCAACCUGGACGAACGAUAUCAGCCAUGGCGACAUCAUUCGCGACACUGCCGACCAGACAAUGGAAAUCGACCCGUGCCAUUUGCAGCUGUUGUACCAGGGUCGGGCUACAUCUUCUGGUGGUGACUACGGUCUAUUGCCAUAUCGACCUGCCGUGUUGACACUCACCAAUCCUGGUGCAGCCAGUUGA
This is a messenger RNA of Mycena indigotica, 3132 nucleotides long. Its product is annotated as Family S53 protease-like protein. Gene Ontology annotation, molecular function: alpha-L-arabinofuranosidase activity; serine-type endopeptidase activity. The record is from RefSeq and is a predicted model, not a curated record. The transcript is spliced from 11 exons. NCBI's taxonomy places the organism in Eukaryota, Fungi, Basidiomycota, Agaricomycetes, Agaricales, Mycenaceae. Gene Ontology annotation, biological process: proteolysis; L-arabinose metabolic process. The coding region runs from base 1 to 3132 and encodes 1043 amino acids.